AUGGAUCCAUUCGAGGCAAAACUCGUUGCGGCCGCAGUGGGCUCGACCGUCACUGCUCUCACCAUGACCCCUUUCGACGUCGUCAAGACUCGAUUGCAAACCCAGCCCCCUCGACCCCGUCCGUCGGCUCCGCUGUUCCCCAACCCACCACAAAAUCAAUGUUGCCAACCAUCAGGAGCACCGUGCAUUCGCAACAUGUCCACUCUCGCCAGGUCUGCCGUCGAAGGCGAGGUGGUCUGUGUGUGGGAUCAUGGGGUGUAUAGGACAGAGCGCGUGAAUGGUUUCUUUGACGCGGUCAAGCACGUCUGGAAAGUAGAAGGACUCGCGGGUCUAUGGAAAGGAGCGGGAACUUCGCUUCUCAUUGGUGUUCCUGCGUCAACAUGCUAUAUGCUCACGUAUGAUCAUUUGCUCAAUACUACUCUCCCUCCGCUCCUCCCACAAGCCGUCGUCCCACUUUCCGCCGGUAUCGUUGCACGCACUGCCAUGACUUCCCUCCUCUCUCCCCUCGAGCUCGUCCGAACAAAUCUCCAGUCCACGCCAAUCUCCCCCGACAACCCUCACACGCUACGCUCCGUCCUCACCUCCGUUCGAAAUCUCGCCCGCGUCAAUGGCUGGCACUACCUCUGGCGCGGCGUCGGUCCCACGCUCUGGCGCGACGUGCCAUUCAGCGGCCUCUAUUGGGCGGGCUAUGAGCUGUGCAAGAGGCGAUUGGGACGGAUGGGCUACGAGGGCGCAGGGGUCGCGUUCGUCAGCGGCGCGGCCAGCGGCACCACCGCCGCGCUGCUGACCUCUCCAUUCGACGUUCUCAAGACCAGGCGGCAGGCGCUUCUGAUGGCGUCGUCGUCGACUCGGACGUCCAGUCUGGGACUCGCGGCCGAGAUCCUCCGAACCGAAGGUCCCGCAGCGCUGUACGCCGGGAUCGCGCCUCGAAUUACGAAGAUCGCUCCAGCUGCGGUAUCAUGA
This is a messenger RNA of Epithele typhae, 963 nucleotides long. Its product is annotated as mitochondrial carrier. Gene Ontology annotation, biological process: mitochondrial transmembrane transport. The transcript is spliced from 3 exons. Lineage: Eukaryota; Fungi; Basidiomycota; Agaricomycetes; Polyporales; Epitheliaceae. The coding region runs from base 1 to 963 and encodes 320 amino acids. The record is from RefSeq and is a predicted model, not a curated record.